CGAGUAACUUUAAAUCCAAGGACAGGCCAUGUAGCUAUAUCUAUGUUAUUCAAAAAAUUUAAUUCCUUACUAUAUGUUUGUCACACGAAUUACCCUUAAGUCUUAAGGUAGACCAUGGCAUCUCAAGAAAAUUUGAUAUCUGAAGAUGAAAGCAUCAACCAAACCGAACCAUGGCAGUUCGAGAAUGCUCUUUCGCGGUCUGACAGAGAGACACUCACUUCCUUCACAAUGUUAUCGGAUUUUUUGGGACAACAAUUACCCAACUUUUCCUCGUACUCGCUUAACUUAAUGGGGGUCUUGGCAUGUAUAGUCAACGAAAUUAUUGCUUUGGCAACGCCCGAGUCUCCUUUGUGGAGUAGAUCACAAUGUGAAAACAUAGAGAUGCUGAAUCUGAACGAGUACUACUCUCAAUUCUUUCCUUGGUAUGCAAAAAAUGUCCCAAGGUUUUUCCAUGAGGCGUCAAGAGCUUCUGCAGUAAUCCGCGUUGAUGCUUCAUGGCUUGUGAGAAAACUUGAAAAUCCUGUGCGUUGGGUGAGUAUUUUCCCAUCACUCGUUGGAAAUGUGUCAAUCGAAUCAAGCAACGACGAUGUUAAGAUGAUUGAUAUGGAGUUUCUAACAUUAAUCACCCCGGUAAUUCCGACCCGAAAAAUAAAAGUUCUCCGAUAUUGUCACCGUAUAGGAAAUGAUACAUGGAUUAUAGCAGAUAUCUCCAUGUAUUUAAGCUCCUAUUCAGACGAUUUACGACCUGAGUUUCUCAGAUUUCCUUCUGGAUUUAUUAUUCAACAUCUUCCAAAUGGUCACGCAGUAGUCAAUUCGACCGGUCGUGACAACUUGCUCGAAGUAUCAAGGCAUAUGGUUCACUUAUUUUGCUCCGGUACGUGUGGGGUAAUCGGGUACCAAUGGAGGCGGCUCGGUGCGGGUCGAACGUUUGACGUCAGAGUUUUCACUCGAGAGAGUCCAGACAUGAUAAGGCACCCUUGUGGUAUUAUUAGCGCUAGCGGUUUGGCUAAAAUACAUGCUAAACCGGAAAUGCUAUUUCCUUUCAUCUACGGUGUGAAGAAACGAGAGAUAUUCAACCACUUACGAUUAUCUGGAAAUGGUUUAAAACAAGUGCUUCGGAUCACAAGAGACGACACUACUCCGAGGAAUGACGUCUCCCUAUUCAGUUUCCGGCUGAAUAAUUCUACGGAGGUGUUUUUGCUUCAAGAAGCAUACAAUGAGGCAUCAUCGUCGAUGGUGAUCCACUCGAUUCUUGACGAGUCAUCUCUUCGGAAAAUUAUAAACGGUGAUAGUUCGUUCUCCAUUACCUAUCCGUGUGGAUUCACCAUAAUGCCCGGCCAAAACUCAGGCGAUGAAGAAGCUGGAUGUGUUGUGUCGGUUGGAUUUCAGGCGAUUGUAACUGAAGCGAUUGUAGCGAAUACAAUGAUGAGUAAUGUGGAGAAACUUUAUCUGAUACUUUUACAAAUUUCGAGAAUGUCUUAGCAGCAAAUUGGUAACCCCAUUUUAGAGCUUUCAUGAACUUGGCAUUUUAGUUGUGUUGUUUGGAAAAGUUUGAAACUUAUAAGUCAUAUUAUAUCAACUUGUAUGUAUUCACAUGCAAACUUAUUCUACCUUAAUUUUAAUAUAUAUUGGCAUUAUCUAUUGUACC
Messenger RNA from Arabidopsis lyrata subsp. lyrata, 1648 nucleotides. RefSeq names its product homeobox-leucine zipper protein ROC5. Lineage: Eukaryota; Viridiplantae; Streptophyta; Magnoliopsida; Brassicales; Brassicaceae. The record is from RefSeq and is a predicted model, not a curated record. Gene Ontology annotation, molecular function: lipid binding.